Molecule: messenger RNA, 5957 nt
Organism: Salvelinus fontinalis (brook trout)
Lineage: Eukaryota; Metazoa; Chordata; Actinopteri; Salmoniformes; Salmonidae
Product: F-box-like/WD repeat-containing protein TBL1XR1
Exons: 17
Coding region: 465-2048 (527 amino acids)
Biological process (GO): regulation of transcription by RNA polymerase II
Cellular component (GO): histone deacetylase complex
Molecular function (GO): transcription corepressor activity; protein binding
Source: RefSeq, a predicted model, not a curated record
UCAGUGUUUCUGUAUCUGAAGCCGUUGGCUGGUUCUGAACCGUUUGGCUCUUUCUCCACAAGCAAGCAACCUUACAAUGUACCCCAAUUGCUUUUCAAUCUAAUUUUUUUAAGGAUUUAUCAAAUGCUACACUUAUGUAAUCAAAACACAUCGCUCAUUUGGGAUUUUAACUACCAAGCCGCAAUCUCGGAGUAGAUUUAUAACGAUUUAUUGUGACUAUAUUUUAGAAAAUAGCGGUGGAGGAAGAGAUUCCAUAUAAGGAGCACAGCAGAAAAGGCACCCGUUGUGUGAUCUGGACAGUUUAAACUGAAGAGGGAUUACUGUCAGAUAUCUGAAUGACACUCGGGCACAUGGUGCUGAGACUGGUGGACUGUACCAUUUCAAAACAUAUUUGUUGUGAAAACAGACUUACUACUGUGGCCUAUGUCCUGUUUGCUGACCUCAUGGUGUAACCAGGUGUAAAGAUGAGCAUAAGCAGUGAUGAGGUCAACUUUCUUGUGUACAGAUACCUACAGGAGUCAGGAUUUUCCCACUCAGCCUUCACGUUUGGCAUAGAGAGCCACAUCAGCCAGUCCAACAUCAAUGGAGCCCUGGUGCCCCCUGCUGCCCUCAUCUCCAUCAUACAGAAGGGCCUGCAGUACGUGGAGGCCGAAGUCAGCAUUAAUGAGGACGGCACGCUGUUCGACGGACGGCCGAUCGAGUCCCUGUCGCUCAUCGACGCGGUAAUGCCGGAUGUGGUGCAGACACGGCAGCAGGCCUACCGAGACAAGCUGGCCCAGCAGCAGGCGGCCCAAGCCCCCCCGGGCACCACCACCAACUUGACGGCCAAUGCCAAGAACGGAGAGAACACGGCCAACGGCGAGGAGAACGGAGCUCACACCUUAGCUAAUCUUGCACAUGCUGAUGAGGUGCUCUCUGUGUGCCAUACAGACAACCAUGUCGACAUGAUGGAGGUGGAUGGGGAUGUGGAGAUUCCCCAGAACAAAGCCAUGGUGCUCCGAGGUCACGAGUCAGAGGUGUUCAUCUGCGCCUGGAACCCUGUCUCCGACCUGCUUGCCUCCGGGUCUGGGGACUCGACGGCACGGAUCUGGAACCUGAGUGAGAACAGCACCAGCAGCUCCACACAGCUUGUACUGAGGCACUGCAUACGCGAGGGAGGUCAGGACGUCCCCAGCAACAAAGACGUCACAUCAUUAGACUGGAACAGUGAGGGUACGUUACUAGCAACCGGCUCAUAUGAUGGAUUUGCCAGGAUAUGGACAAAGGAUGGUAAUCUUGCAAGUACCCUGGGUCAACACAAAGGUCCCAUUUUUGCAUUAAAAUGGAACAAGAAAGGAAACUUUAUUCUUAGUGCCGGAGUAGAUAAGACUACAAUCAUAUGGGAUGCUCACACAGGAGAAGCAAAGCAGCAGUUCCCGUUCCAUUCAGCACCUGCUCUGGAUGUGGACUGGCAGAGCAACAACACGUUUGCCUCCUGCAGUACAGACAUGUGCAUCCACGUGUGUAAGCUUGGCCAAGACAGGCCUAUCAAGACAUUCCAAGGACACACAAAUGAAGUGAAUGCAAUCAAAUGGGAUCCAACCGGUAACCUGCUAGCCUCUUGCUCAGAUGACAUGACGCUGAAGAUCUGGAGUAUGAAACAGGACACGUGCGUUCAUGAUCUGCAAGCUCACAGCAAAGAGAUCUACACUAUCAAAUGGAGCCCCACCGGUCCUGGAACCAACAACCCCAAUGCCAAUCUGAUGCUUGCCAGCGCGUCGUUUGAUUCGACGGUGCGGCUGUGGGAUGUGGACCGAGGCAUCUGCAUCCACACGUUAACCAAACACCAGGAGCCUGUCUACAGUGUGGCCUUCAGCCCAGACGGCAGGCAUCUGGCCAGCGGCUCCUUCGACAAGUGUGUUCACAUCUGGAACACGCAGACUGGCGCUUUAGUCCAUAGUUACAGGGGGACAGGGGGGAUCUUUGAAGUUUGCUGGAAUGCAGCAGGUGACAAAGUUGGAGCAAGUGCAUCAGAUGGAUCUGUUUGUGUAUUAGAUCUGCGGAAAUAACACUGCUUGUUGGAAGCCAUGGACCGACAAUGAAUGUGUACAUAGCCAAAAUGACUGUCCCUGCCCCAUGCACUGCUAGUCCCGCUUAAACCAUGGCUGGCCACUACAGACCAGAAACAAGCACCCCGACACAGCAGAUUCAGGAGCAAGGACACGCUCUGUGCAGCAAGUCGUUAGAACCAGAGACAUUAAAGGGACACAGACAAAAAAAUGUAAAUUAAGAAAAGAAAAAAGCAGAUCUGUAUAUGUACCAACAUUUGGAAGCUAUUUUGCUUUUUGAUCUUUAAACCAUGCUCAUCAAGACAAAAAAAUAUGUUUUAACUUUAUUGGUAGUUCAGUCUCUGUGUGCUGACAUAUCGGCUUUCCAAUCCUGCGGCCGGCAGUUAGGUUUUUAACAAAAUCAUUUAUAUUAUUUCAAUGUUUAAGUUUAUAUUUUUUGGGGUCACAAGUGGAGGAGUCAUCUUUUUAUACACACUCACAAAACUGUUAUUUGAAAAAAAUCAUAUUUGGUAGUGUACGCUUUGUGGUUCAAAACAAUAUCGGGACUUGAAGAAAAAUGUCAUUUUUUCAAUUGUAGUUUUUACUGUUGACAUCUAAAUGCAGUAGUUUUUUUAUUUAUUUUUUCUAAAGAAUACAUUGUUUCUCCUUCCUGACCAUAAUAUGAGUACAAAUUAACAUGGGCGCACAUGAAAGAAGAGGCAUUAUACAUCUAGAUGCUUUAAAACCAUGUUUAUGGUUGGUUUGUGCACCAUCGAUUUCGCUAGAGAAACAUUCCAUGAUUCCCUCCUGGACAAAGCUGUACUGCUGUAGCUAUCAUGUGGAAACACAUCAGGUAUUGGAUCGGUUAAAGAAGAGAAGCAGACAUCAGUACCUAAUGACUCCCCCCCCCUCCUCUAGUGUGAAGGAUUGGAACUGUGAUGUACACUGGACCUUUCACAACAGUGUUACCACUGGGGAAACACGGAGGCCCCUUUUACAACAUAUAGCAAAAAGGGAAGACUUGCUUUAAGUUUUGUAUUCUUCUAAUGACUACUUAGCUGAUAAUGUGUUUCUCUCACUGAUUAUUUUGAAGUACAUUUCAUAUUGCUGAUUUAUCAUAUUUGUGUCACAACAAAACUUCCAUUAGGGUUUUACUAAAAAUGGUUUACAUUUUUACAAGGCAAAGUUUUUUUUUAUUCCUCUAGAUUAUUUCCCAAGCUAGAUAUUGACAGUGGUUAUUGGAAUCACAAAUAAGCAAUGCUGUUUUCAGUGGAAAAAAUGUAAUCUUAAAGCAAGUCUGGGUGUUGGGCCAGGAAUCAGAAAUCACGUGGAGUAACAUAAUACAUUAUUUUUGUGCUGCAUUUUUUUUAAAGUAGUUAAAAAGUGAACUGAAUUUGAAGCAGUCAUGCAACACUGUGUGGUAUAAUUGUACAUUCGUGUAAAUGUAUCUUUUCAAAUCAUUGUGAGCAGAGAAGUCCCCUACUGGUCAGUAAGCAAUCGACAGUUACAGUGGCUUGUGAAAGUAAUCACACCUCUUGGCAUUUUUCCUAUUUUGUUGCCUUACAACCUGGAAUUAAAAUAUAUUUUUUGGGGGGGGGUUUGUAUAAUUUGAUUUACACAACAUGCCUACCACUUUGAAGAUGCAAAAUAUUUUUUAUUGUGAAACAAACAAGAAGACAAAAAACUAAACUUGAGCGUUCAUAACUAUUAACCCCCCCAAAAGUCAAUACUUUGUAGUGCCACCUUUUGCAGCAAUUACAGCUGCAAGUAUUUUAGGGUAUGUCUCUAUAAGCUUGGCACAUCUAGCCAUGGGGAUUUUUGCCUAUUCUUCAAGGCAAAACUGCUCCACCUCCUUCAAGUUGGAUGGGUUCCGCUGGUGUACAGCAAUCUUUAAGUCAUACCACAUAUACUCAAUUGGAUUGAGGUCUGGGCUUUGACUAGGCCAUUCCAAGACAUUUAAAUGUUUCCCCUUAAACCACUCGAGUGUUGCUUUAGCAGUAUGCUUAGGGUCAUUGUCCUGCUGGAAGGUGAACCUCUGUCCCAGUCUCAAAUCUUUUGAAGACUGAAACAGGUUUCCCUCAAGAAUUUCCCUGUAUUUGGCACCCACCAUCAUUCCUUCAAUUCUGACCAGUUUCCCAGUCUCUGCCGAUGGUAAAACACAGCAUGAUCCCAUGCUUCACUGUGGGGAUGGUGUUCUCGGGGUGAUGAGAGGUGUUGGGUUUGUGCCAGACAUAGCGUUUUCCUUGAUGGGCAAAAAGCUCAAUUUUAGUCUCAUCUGACUAGAGUACCUUCUUCCAUAUGUUUGGGGAGUCUCGCACAUGCCUUUUGGCGAACACUUUUUUUUUUUUUUUUUUAAGCAAUGGCCACUCUUCUGUAAAGCCUAGCUCUGUGGAGUGUACGGCUUAAAGUGGGCCUAUGGACAGAUACUUCAAUCGCCGCUGUUGCAGCUCCUUCAGGGUUUUCUUUGGUCUCUUUGUUGCCUCUGAUUAAUGCCCUCCUUGCCUGGUCUGUGAGUUUUGGUGGGCGGCCCUCUCUUGGAAGGUUUGUUGUGGUGCCAUAUUCUUUCCAGUUUUUAAUAUUGGAUUUAAUGGUGCUCUGUGGGAUGUUCAAAGUUUGUGAUAUUUUUUUAUAACCCAACCCUGAUUUGUACUUCUCCACACCUUUGUCCCUGACCUGUUUGAAGAGCUCCUUGGUCUUCAUAGUGCCGCUUGCUUAGUGGUGUUGCAGACUCUUUGGCCUUUCAGAACAUGUGUAUAUAUACUGAGAUUGUGACAGAUCAUGUGACACUUAGAUUGCACACAGGUGGACUUUAUUUCACUAAUUCUGAAGGUAAUUAGUUGCACCAGAUCUUAUUUAUGGGCUUCAUAGCAAAGAGGGUGAAUGCAUAUGCAUGCACCACUUUUCUGUUUUUUUUUAUAUAUAUAUAUUUUUUCACUUCACCAAUUUGGACUAUUUGUGUAUGUCCAUUACAUGAAAUCCAAAUAAAUAUCUAUUUAAAUUACAGGUUGUAUUGCAACAAAUAAGAAAAAUGCCAAGGUGGAUGAAUACUUUUGCAAGGCACUCUUAAGUCAUUUUGGAUUGACCUUUUAACAAUUUCAUUUGAAGUGGGACAAAUCAGAAUAUUCACCAAUUUCUAGAUAUCCGGUUAAAUGUAGUGUUUUUAAAACAAAGCAAGCCAUUCUAAUUUUAACGAUUGCAGAGUGAGGUUUUUCUUUGAUGGAACUGUGAGGAUCCAGAAGCAACUGCGAUGGCCAGGAUUCCUUGUCCCCCUUGUUUAAGCCUUAUAUCUUAUCGGUUUAUUUUUUAAGGAUAUUGCUAGACAUAGGGCCGGAUGCAUGGGCCCAUAUGAAGCCUACUCCUGGUCUCAUAAAGCCUUUCAAUGGAAACAUUGAGGAUGUUUUAGUCUUCGAGUAGGUUUAAUCAGGGUCUGCAAUUGUCCCAUAAAUUAACAUUUUAUACAAAGUGUAGACCUUUUAAAUCUGUAUAAACCGUCUACUCUAAGUAGAUUGCACCAUCUGGACACUAUUUAUUAUACAGUCCAGGACAGUGGAAAGGUAUUUGAGGUUUUCUUUUAUGAUAAAUCUGCUGUCUUAGUGUCUGCUUUGCCCUUCAUUUUCACUACCUGAAUUCCAAUCAUAUUUUUAUGAUGUGUAUGUCCCCUGGACAUUUUGUACUCUUUUAAAACUUUUGUAAUUCAUAUUUCUUUGUAGCCUAAAGGAGUAAAAUGUAUGAUUAUUGGGGAUACUCAAGUACUGUGUGUUCCAGUUUAAUGAUUUUUUUGGUUCCACAUUGCAUCAUGAGUGCCCACACCCCACCCUUGGUUUCUCAAGUUAAGUUUUGUUUUUGCAGAUUCUCCCUGCAUUGCAUUGAUCUGUUGUAAUUUUAACCAGAUCUGAAAAAAGUCCAGAAUAAAAUAUAUUUUGAUAUUUA